AUGCCACUGCUGCCUAAACUCUCAGCAACGCUCUCUUCAAACUCCGUGCUUUCCCCUUCAAACUCCCAUCAUAAACCUGCUCUAUCUCAUCAUAGUUCAAAUGCAUCUGUUCAAACAAAUAACAACAUUGAUAAACAUGUUCAACAUCCAUUAAACUUGGCAAUUGACUUGGAAUCACCUCCAAAUAUUCUGUAUGGUCCACCAAAUGAAUCUUCAGGUUGUUUAAUCUCUGGUCAAUUACAUAUUGAAAUCCCUAAAGAUGCAUUCCAAUCUCCUUCUUCAAAUCAAUUAACUCAUCCUCCGUCAAUUGCAUCUCCAAGACCUUCAAAUAAGAGAACUCAUUCACAAAAUGCAUUACAUAACACGUUGGCAAAUACUUUACAAAAUUUAAGUCUUAGUCCUUCUCAUUCAAGAGAUAUCUCACCAGUUCAUUCAAAUAAUAAUUCUUAUACAAAUUUAGCUGGUUUAAUGAAUAUAAAAGAUCAUGUAUUGGUUAAUAUGGUUCAAUUAUCUCUUGUUCAAAAAAUCACUUAUGCAAAACCUUUUUUACCACCUUCAAAUACUUUAGCAAACUGUUCAAAUUGUAAAAAAAAAACUGUGGAAUUAGCAAGAUGGGAUAUUUUAAGUCAUGCAAAUAAUUUACCUAUUGGGAAACAUUCUUAUCCAUUUUCUCAUUUAUUACCAGGUGAAUUACCUGCUACUACUUCCCUUGGAUCAAGUUCUUUAACUUCAAUUAAAUAUGAAUUAGUUGCAAUUUGUUCAUAUAAUAAUCAUUCAAAUCAUCAACAAGUUACAAAAGUUAUAUUACCUUUAAAUAUUUCAAGAUCUAUUCUUAGAGGUCCAGAUAGAAAUUCCCUAAGAGUUUUCCCACCAACAGAUGUUACUGCAACUGCUGUAUUACCAAAUGUUAUAUAUCCAAAAUCUUCAUUUGCCUUGGAAUUAAAAUUAGAUGGUGUUUCAGUUAAUGAUAGAAGAUGGAGAAUGAGAAGAGUUGGUUGGAGAAUCGAGGAAAAUAUUAAAGUAAAGGCAAAUUCAUGUCAAAAUCAUAAAACUAAAUUAAAAGUUGUUGAAGAACAUAUAAGGAAAAAUCAAUUACAACAUAAACCUCCACCAAUUAAAAGAAAUCAAACUUCAGGUCCAACUACUUCUAUUUCAGUUUCAAAUACUCCUCAAUUAUCUCCAGAUAUAACUCCAUCUCAAUCAGCAACAAAUUUACAGCAACAAGCUCAACAACAAGCUGCUCAACAAGCUACCCAAAACACUUCAUCUGAUACAACUGAAGCAAUUGCAAGAUCAAAUUCAAAUGAUGAUUUAGCAAGUAUACAUACAACAAAUCCAAAUUUACAUCCAUCAGAUCAUGCAAAUGAAGAACUUAGACAACAACAACAAACAAAUCAGCAACAACAACAACAGAAGAAAGAAGAAUUUGCUUUAUAUUCAGAAGAAACAAGAACUGUUUCAAGUGGUGAUCUAAGAAAUGGUUGGAAAAGUGAUUUUUCAGGUAAAGGUAAAAUUGAAUUAAUUGCAGAUAUUUCAUGUUUUAAUUUAACAAGUGCAUCAGGACCUCAUCAUACUCAUGCUUCAACAAGAGAACCAAUCGAUACAACUCAUCCUCAUCAUCAUGCAAAUGUUAGUUGUGAUAUUGAUGAUCCAGUAUUAGGUAUAAAUGUUACACAUGUAUUAAUUGUGGAAGUUGUUGUUGCAGAGGAAUUAUUACAACCUUCUUCAUCAUCAUCAUCAAUAGGAAAUAAUUUAAAUACUUCAAUAAGUAAUUCAAAUGAUAAAUCAAAUAAACCUGAUCAAAGAUUAGCUGAAUUAUCACCAAUGUUUGCAAAUCAUAAUAAAGUACACCCAUCAACUUCAAAUUCUCCAUUAUCACCAUCAAAUUCAAGAAAUAGUAAUAAUGCAAGUGGUUCUACAAAUGGUUCUACAAAUUCUUCAUCACAAAUCGGUGUUCCAACAGGUGCAGCAAGAGUUUUAAGAAUGCAAUUUAAAAUCAUCAUUACAGAAAGAUCAGGAUUAGGUAUAGCAUGGGAUGAUGAAGUUCCACCAACUUAUGAUGAUGUUUCAACAUUAUCACCACCAACUUAUGAUCGUGCCACGAUUGAUGAUAAUUUAUUAACUUCUCCAUCAUUAGGCGGUAUAGGAAUUGGAGUUGAUCAAUCUCAACAACCUCCACUUUAUCCAUUAAAUUUAGCACCUGCUCAUACUCAUACUCAUAUUAAUGGUGUUCAAACUCCUGGUGUUAUUAAUGGGAUUGGGAAUACUCCUGUUGUUACUCCAAGACCGAGUGCUCAAUAUAAUUCGAUUAAUGGUGCUUUAGAAUUAGAUGAAUUUACAUUGAAUUAG
This is a messenger RNA of Hansenula ciferrii, 2349 nucleotides long. It is a transcript of the gene LDB19, whose product is annotated as Ldb19p. Bases 1 to 2349 code for a protein of 782 amino acids. The record is from RefSeq and is a predicted model, not a curated record. The transcript has a single exon. Lineage: Eukaryota; Fungi; Ascomycota; Saccharomycetes; Phaffomycetales; Wickerhamomycetaceae.